AUGGAACAUCAAACAACACCAUUAAAAAAAAUGUUCAACUUUUCAUCAUCUUCACCAUCAUUAGCCUCCUCUAUGGUGAAUCAUGGUGGUAAUAGAAUGUUUUCAUCAGUGAAUGGGAGUAAUACAACGACAAAUAAUAAUACAGGAUCUGCUCAACAACAACAAGCAACUGUUCAUACCAGUUAUCGAUGUGAUGGUUGUUCUGUAGAGCCUAUUGUUGGAGUUAGAUAUCAUUGUGCAACGUGUGGCAAUUUUGACUAUUGCGAGAAUUGUUUUCAUACGAAAAAGGGAAUUUCUCAUCCUUCUUUUCAUACAUUCCUAACUCAUGGAGUUUCUGCUAGUAAUAAUAAUAGUAUGAUGACUUCAUCAAAACCAAUUUCCUCUUCAGUUAUUGUAAAUAAUCCACCAUCAAGAAAUAAUAAUAACAUGUUGACGAAUAAUCCAAUGAUUAAUUCAUCAACAAUACCAACCACUACUAGUACAACAUCAAAUAAUAUGUCAAAUAGUAUGAUUUAUCAACCUCCAAGACCUUACAAUCCUCAACAACCAAUAAUCACAAGCUCUUAUCCGUCAAAUAUGAAUAAUAAUAUCUAUCAACCACCACCAUCCUAUCCAAGAAGCAAUCCUCCUCCACCAUCCUAUCCACAACAAUUUCCGAGUGUUGUAGGCAGUAGUAUCUCUAGCAAUCCAAUGACAACAAGUACUGUCAUUAAUCAAACUCCAUUGACUACAAGCACAACUUUGAACUCUGCUGUAAAAAUUAUACCACCAUCUUCUUCAAAUGUAGCUCCUAGUAGUAGCACUGCCACUAGUACUGAAAACAAGGAAAAAAAGGAAUGUCACUGUUGUAGUGCUUCAGUAUCAACCAAUAUUCAUCAAUGUGUUACAUGUUUUGAAUUGUCACCAAGUGAGGAUUAUUGUUUAUGUAAAGAUUGCCAUGAGAAUUUUAAACAGUUCGGAACUGAAAACCCUAUUCACCUUCACGAUCAUACAUUCCAACACUUUGUAGAUGUAAAGCAUUUAAAUAUUUGGAAAAAGACUAAAGGAUUGGAAAAUUUGAAAAAACAAACAUCUGACAAGUUUGGUGAACUAGAAAAAUUAGAAAUUGAAGAAGAUCACCUGUUGUGCGUUAUUUGUAAUGAAAAAUUAAGAAAUAUUGUAUUUUUAGAGUGUAAGCAUUGUGUAUGUUGUCAUGAAUGUGUAGAUCAAUUAAAGAAGGUAGAAACUAAGAAAGAGUGUCCACUUUGUAGAACUGUAUCCGAACACAUUAAAAUAUUUUGGGCCUAGUUCAAUAAAUCCUUCAAUUUUGUAACUUUG
This is a messenger RNA of Naegleria gruberi, 1317 nucleotides long. RefSeq lists its product as uncharacterized. Lineage: Eukaryota; Heterolobosea; Eutetramitea; Acrasida; Naegleriidae. The coding region runs from base 1 to 1287 and encodes 428 amino acids. The transcript has a single exon. The record is from RefSeq and is a predicted model, not a curated record. Gene Ontology annotation, molecular function: zinc ion binding.